CCGACGCGGCUCGCGUGCUCUCAUUCCACAGGCGGGAUUCCCUCGAGGUGUGGCGCGCGGCGAGGGCGCUGCCCUCCUCGGAUUGUUGAGCCUGGCGGCGGUCCCCUCGUCAUCCAAGUCCAGAGCAGCUUUGGAGGCAUGGAUCAACCUAGGCUGUGCCAAGCCACAGGUCUAAACGUGCUCCGCACCAAUGACUCUGACCAGGCCAGGAAUUGCAGCACUGAAGAAAGUUACAUCUACCAAGAUGGCACCCCGUUCUCCUGGAAGGUUGUCCUCACCAUCAUCUUGGCUCUUAUCACCUUGGCCACCAUAUUGUCCAAUGCUUUUGUUAUUGCCACUGUCUACCAGACUCGUAAGCUCCACACCCCAGCCAACUAUCUCAUAGCUUCCUUGGCAGUCACUGACCUUCUGGUAUCCCUCCUUGUCAUGCCUAUCAGUACCAUGUACACUGUGACUGGGAAAUGGACCCUUGGCCAGAUUGUGUGUGACAUUUGGCUCUCUUCAGACAUCACUUGUUGCACUGCUUCCAUUCUCCAUUUGUGCGUGAUUGCCCUGGACAGAUACUGGGCCAUCACGGAUGCAGUUGAGUAUUCUACUAAAAGGACUCCAAAGAGAGCAGCAGUUAUGAUCAUCCUGGUGUGGGUCUUCUCUAUCUCCAUCUCAAUCCCUCCUUUCUUCUGGCAGCAGUCUAAAGCUGAAGAGAUGGCUAACUGUGUGGUGAAUUCAGACCACAUCUUAUAUACCAUCUAUUCCACAGUGGGGGCCUUCUAUUUUCCUACCUUGCUGCUGAUUAUCCUCUAUGGAAGGAUCUAUGUGGAAGCCAGAUCUCGGAUUUUGAAACAGACGCCAAAGAACACCGGCAAAAGGUUGACCCGGGCUCACUUAAUAACAGAUUCCCCUGGGUCAACAUCCUCUGUCACCUCUAUAAAUUGCAAGGCCUCAGAGGCAUCCAGUGAAAUGGGGUCUCCUGUAUAUACGAACCAGGUCAAAGUGAAAGUAUCAGAUGCUUUUCUGGAAAAAAAGAAGCUGAUGGCUGCCAGAGAGCGGAAAGCAACCAAGACUUUAGGGAUUAUUUUAGGAGCCUUCAUUGUGUGCUGGCUACCUUUCUUUAUCAUUACGUUAGUGUUGCCUAUUUGUAAAGAUGCUUGCUGGUUCCACAUGGCCAUCUUUGACUUUUUCACAUGGCUGGGAUAUCUUAACUCUCUGAUCAACCCUAUCAUCUACACUAUGUCCAAUGAAGACUUCAAACAAGCAUUUCACAAAUUGAUACGGUUCCGAUGUGCAAGUUGAAUUAUAAGUGCAGUUAAAUGUAAGUCUCCAGAGUCGGAGGCUUGAAUGAAUGCAUUUUGUGUGUCUGGUUCUUCAGGUAGGUGGAUUAUUCUUACCAUGCUACUGUCUCUCCAGAAAACAGUAUCUUUUAAUGGCAGAAUGGAGUUCAAUAGAGAGGAGAACCGUGCCAGUUAGCAAAGGUUCUCAUUCAGGGUAGAGGUAACUACAAAACAGCCUCCCUCUGAGCCUGGGUUUAAAAAUAUGCUGCAUCUUACUCUGUUCCCACUAAUGUUGCUGAAGAAGUCUUUUUGGCCUUAAAAUGAGAGUUUAAUCCUGGAUUAUGCCUUGUAGAGCCAUUGUGGUAGGAACUGGAAAGGUAUUGGACAACUUCUGUGGAGACACCUGAUCCAGCGUGACUGUACUGUACUUGAACUAAGUGACUGUCAUCCCAUCUCUUCUGCUAGGAGAUCUUUGCCUCUCAGACAUCUGUGUUUGAAAGUGCUUUGCCAUGUUUCCCUCCUUUUUCCUGCUAGCUUGCUAAAUUAAAGACUAUGCAGAGUAGAUUAUAAAUGAAUUGCGCAUGAUGCUUAGUAGUGAUAUGGAUCAGAGAUCUGGGAGAACUAGUACUGAUAGUCUUACGAUAACCACUCCUUCACUUGCUUAUAAUAAAUGGGCUGGAGGAAUGUUGGGGAAGCAAUCAAAUAUAGACAAAACUCAGCAUGAGAAAAGCAACUCAUCUUUUUUUCUUUUUUUUGUACAGAUGUGCCUUCUCUUUUGUUUAACAACUUGUCAUAGUAACCAAAAAAGCCAAACUGUUAUGUGUGCAUAUGUUUGUGUGAGCGCAUGCAUGGCGGCCUGUGCAAUCAAGUGCCAAAGCUUGCAAACUGCUUUUUUCUUUUUCCAUGUUCAGUUCCCUCCCCUCCCUCCCUCCCUUUCUCUCUUUUUCUUCUUUCUUUCCAUCCUUCAUGUUUUUAAAUAAGUGAUUAUAUGCUAUUCUUCUGUUCAUUUGCAUUUUAAUUUUAGUUAAAACUUUCCUUUCAAAGCUAUUAAACAUACUUAUACUGUUUGCUUUCAAAAAGAAAAGUUGAUGUUUAUUCCUUACGUGGACACUGAAUAAACUGCAGUUACCAUGAGUGUAAUAAUUCUUAUUAAAUGAGCCUUUUUCCCCCUAAAAAGAACUCUUUCUCUCCAGUGCAAGGAAAUUUUCCCUUAUCACUGAUUUCAUAAGCAGAUUUUCAGAUCUUGUCCUAUUCAGUUCCUAAAGGAAUCUACUCUCUUUUCCAGACGCUAUCUAGUAGUACAAAACCUCAUCUGCGGUUUUAAUUUCCCUUGUCCUUAUUUUUCACUCAUCUCCUCUCACAUAUCCCAUCCCAUCCUUUCCUGAAAUACUUUGACAAACUGAUUGAAUGAAUGGUUCGUCUACAUUAUUAAUGUCACUAAGGCAAUAAGGCAGGAGAGGACUCAGUUUCAGCACUUGAGAAAGCUGCAGAGUUUCUUUGUUAUCUGCCUAAAGCCCGGAUGCAAAGAGUGAGUCUUACACAAUAUUCACUGCUUUGAAUAAACACUGUACUUAGAAAAUCCUAUUACAAUACAUGCUUGCUAUGUUAUAUAAUCCUUAAAAGGCUUCCAACUGCAUACAUCCCCUACUAUUGAAGUUAGUAAAGGCAUUACUAAAAUAGCUUUCAUUGUGUAGGACAGUCUGAUACCGGUCCCCUCUGAAUUAUAAACUUUUUUGGUGGGGAGGAGGGAUCCCCCAGGAACAGAUUUUGUCUUUGAUUUCAAAUUAAUAAUGGCACAUCAGGCCAGAAACCUUGCAAAGUUUUGAUUAGAAUCUUUUUAGAGAGAUUUCUUCCUGUGAUCUGGGUCAGGAUUGGUAAUAGCUUCCUUUGCCCAUGUGUUGGGUUAAGUAGAAAAUCUGACUAAUGCUUCUCUAUAGUGAUAAAAAUAGAAGUAUAAACUAAGACUUCAACGUAUAGUAAAGCUGCCCAAAUGAGGAAUAGGAAAGAAGAAAAGAAAAUCCUCUGUAUCAUACUUCUGCAAGAUCUAGAGAGCUGCACCAGUGAUACUUCACGUGACCCAUCUUAACAACAAGGUUAUUUUCCUGUGGUACCUGAUUCCAGCAGCCAUAUUAAGGAAGCACAAUGGGGACUUAUUGCUGCUACCUCAUAUUUUUCCACAUUCUCAUAUGGAAUUCCUUUGCAAUUUUUUUUCCUAUAAAAGUAGGACUUCAACAGUGAUAUUGACAAUUUUAUUUCCCCCUCCCCUGAAAAAUUCAUAUGAUGUUUUCACAGUGUAAGUCACUUUCACCAAUCCCUGCUAGACAGUUCCUUUAUUUUAUUUAUAAGGUGUAUAUACUAUCAAGCAAAGAAUCUCUAGGUUCUUUAUUCCAAGAGGCCUAAAAUGUAAAUAAUGUCUGAGAUUAUAACAAAUAGGUGGAGGAAAGAAAUGACAAGUGAAUGUCAACACACACAGUAAAAACUUAUAUUCUGGUUUUGUUGAACUGAAAUAAAGAUUAAAUUGGGUUGGAUUUUUAAUGCAGAACUGUAUGGUACUCUUAUUUAAAUCCAGUUCUUAAAAAUGAUGUCUGAGUUCAUGAAGAAAUUGAAAAUGAAUACUUUACUGACUUUGCAAACAACCUUCCUCUGCAUUUCUACCUGGUUUUCAUGUGUUUAUGUCUGCCUUUUUUUUUCAUGUACAGUAGCUUAUUCCCAAUUCUUUUUUGUUGUUGUUGUUGUUGUUGUUGUUUAUAAAGAGCUGCUAAUCUCAUUCUGAAGGUCCUGAAAUGUAAACUUUUGCACUGAAAUGAACUGUACACUGUGGCAUAACUUCUUCAGGUUGCUUGUUUAUGGAAAGCAAAUGGUUGUUCAAGAAAUAGUCAUUUUUGUUUUAAAUCAGUGAGUGUUGAUACUGUAACAUUGAUACUUACUUAGUCACCAUACUUCUCAGACAGGAGAUGGAAUGGACUGCUUAUCUCUUAAUACUGUUUGCACUACUGCAGUUGUCUUCAGAAGUGAAGCACCUUGCGCUUAUGUUUUGGGAACGUAGGAGAAAUGUGAAAGUCCUGUCCUUUCAUCUUUUUAAUCAAUCUGGUAUUUAAAGAAUAGCCAUUUGAUGCUGUGAUCUUACAGAUUAUUUUUUUUUUCCCAUAUGUAUGGUACUGUUAACUGAGGAAUCCAAAAUCAUCUGAAAUACUAGCCACUGUUCCGAUCCUCUAGGUUGUUGGUGUAAACAAUUGGAACCUACUUUAUUAUAUAUUUUUACUCAUUAUUUUUUGAAGAUUAGAUAAAUUAUCUCUACAUCAUAAGCCCAGCAGUCAAAAUUUUAAAAUUCAGACUGUGUUGUUCUGUUCCACUUGCCUUGAAAGGAUUGCAUUACAAGUGUUUGUCUUAAAUGUAUCUGAAAAUCAAACAAUAAAAAAGCUUUACUGUGAUAACAAGAGUAUUUAGUAGAAAUUGUGUUACUAAGGAAGAUGAUAUUUGUUUACUAGACUGAAGCUUUAUAUGAUGAUGAUGAGACAGUAGGAAAAGGUAAUUAUUAAUUGUGGCUGAAAUUGGCAAUUGUAAUUAGGAGCCACAACAAAUUUAAUACACUUCAUCAAAUAUGUAGAUGAUAUCCUUAACAGUGACUGGGUUCAUAAUACACAAAGCCAUGGUUACCUGAAUAAGUGACAGUUGUCUGGAUUCACGUAACAUGGUAAGCAGUAAACCAAGUAUAUGAUAGUUUAACCAGGUACACGAAGCCAGCCAAUGUAUCUGAUGGAGUUCAUUUUAGGUCCAUGUACUCUUAUUUGUUUUGGGAAUGCUCCAAGACAAUAUAUUAUUUGUUUAAUUUAGUACAUGUAUGCUGCCUUUUUCCCAUCGCAUAAUUCAAAGGAUAUUCAUCGGGGUUUUCAGAUCAUCUCUUACCAGGCAUAAAGCUGUUCAGAUUCAGCAAGAGAGCCACAUCAUGUGUCGCUCUCUUUUAGGUAUCUUUUUAUAAAGGCAUUAAUUCUGAUAUUUAUUUUUUCUUCCACUGGAGACAUUGUUAGGUAAACCCAAGACGCCUAGCAACUGAAAGUGGUAACUUUCCCCUUUCCCCUUUGCUAGUAAGUGAAGCUGGCUUGGAGAGGCAGAGAACAAUCUAUGUUGAGCAGGGCACAUGGAAGCAGCGUCGGGAGCCCCUUUUAUAUGGCACACAUCCCAUGAUGUGCGUACUUGAAAUCAAGACAGACUCUGGGCUAAAGAAAAAAUCCUUAUUCCAAUUAGUUGCAAGCAAUUUAAUAAUUCAUUGUCCAAUUGGCUUAAAAUACUAAGUGUUUUUUCUUUGCAGUUAUUGACAGAAAUGAGAAUAGUUUUCUUCUCCCUUUAGGUUUACGUAUCAAAAUUCCAGGCCUUUCUUAGAUGCAAAAAUAACUUAAACAGAAUUGAUUUAUUUACUGUGCUUGCCAACUAAAUGAAUUGAGGUCUCAUUUCUCUUGCAUACGAGAUUCCCAUUAACUGUAUUAAAUGCAUUUUGUGAAUGCUGCUGACUGGAAACUUGAAUACAGCAUUCUAGUUAUCUAAAGUUCAGUUUUCUCAUUAAGGCUCAAUUAAGAAGUUAAUCAUGCUUAAAUUCCAUUGUGGGACUUAUAACAGAUGGGAUUAACUUUGUUUUUGAUGUCAAAGAAUCAAGAAAAGGACUUUGUUUUAAAUCUGGGGACCCAUGCAUGGAGGAGUAGCAGUACUAUUCAUGGUCCCAGUAUCCACUUGUUGAUAAUAGCACACAUGUAUGCCUAUAGGUUCUUUUCCUACCGUUGGAUAAUUACAAAUGCAUGGGCCUGAUCAUGGGAAGAAAAACCAUCCAUAUUCAUCCUCUGUAUCUAGAAGCUCUGUUUGCAAAGGAGUACACAUGUUUUUUGUAAAGGAGGAUCAAGAUAAAAUAAUUAUUUUCUUUUGGGAUAACAAAACAGGCCUCUAAGAAGGGUAAUAGUGAAACUCUAAUAUAAAGCUUACCUACUUACCUAAAUGUCUGAAUAUUCAUUCCUUGGUUGUUGUCUCAUGCUAUAUAUAUCAAUUAGGAUUAAAUAUUUCCUCAAAUCUAAAUACCUAUGAGAUGCAUCUGUUUAAAAAGAAUGUACAUUUAAGCACUUGUAAGCCAUUAGAGACUUCCAAAAUUAUUCUAACUUUUUGAACAUUCAUUCUAAAAUAUGAAUUUUUCCGGUAGGAAAAUGUAUUUUCUCAAAUGUGUUCCCCGAG
Messenger RNA from Python bivittatus (Burmese python), 6482 nucleotides. RefSeq names its product 5-hydroxytryptamine receptor 1B (gene HTR1B). Gene Ontology annotation, biological process: bone remodeling; chemical synaptic transmission; regulation of behavior. Gene Ontology annotation, cellular component: plasma membrane. The record is from RefSeq and is a predicted model, not a curated record. Gene Ontology annotation, molecular function: G protein-coupled serotonin receptor activity. NCBI's taxonomy places the organism in Eukaryota, Metazoa, Chordata, Lepidosauria, Squamata, Pythonidae.